Molecule: messenger RNA, 909 nt
Organism: Misgurnus anguillicaudatus (oriental weatherfish)
Lineage: Eukaryota; Metazoa; Chordata; Actinopteri; Cypriniformes; Cobitidae
Product: cytochrome b-c1 complex subunit Rieske, mitochondrial
Cellular component (GO): membrane
Molecular function (GO): quinol-cytochrome-c reductase activity; 2 iron, 2 sulfur cluster binding
Source: RefSeq, a predicted model, not a curated record
CGGUGGGAGGAGCUUUACAGAAACAAGCUCGCUCUUCAAAGGUCGGUGUGACCGAACGGUGUUUAAAGAUCUCUAAAGCGGGUUAAAAUGAUGUCCCUAGCCGCUCGUUGGGGGUCUUUGUCCCCUUACUUGCAGGCUUGCGGUCCGAUGAAAGCCUUAGUCCCCUCAGUAGUAAACACUGGAGACGUGAUGAUGAACUCUGCUCGACCGGCUUCUCUGACCGGCCAUUUGGGAGCACGUCUUGCUCACACCGAUAUCAAAAUUCCUGACUUCUCUGAUUAUCGUCGUGUUGAGGUGAUAGAUCCUAAGAAAUCUUCCCAGCACAGUGGUGAUGCUAGAAAGGCCUUCUCUUACUUGUUUACCGGGGCCACUGCUGUGGUGGGGGUCUACGCGGCCAAAACCGUGGUGAGCCAGUUUGUUUCUUCAAUGAGUGCAUCUGCUGACGUCCUGGCCUUGUCCAAAAUCGAGAUCAAGUUGUCUGAUAUACCAGAGGGGAAAAACAUGACCUUUAAGUGGAGAGGUAAGCCUCUCUUCGUCCGCCACAGAACAGAGAAGGAGAUCGCAGCCGAGCAGACUGUAGACCUUUCGGAGCUUCGAGAUCCCGAACAUGACAGAGAUCGUGUCACCAACCCUUCUUGGGUUAUCGUCAUUGGAGUCUGCACUCAUCUUGGUUGUGUCCCAAUUGCAAAUGCUGGUGACUACGGUGGGUACUACUGCCCCUGCCACGGGUCGCAUUAUGAUGCAUCGGGCAGGAUUAGAAAAGGACCUGCACCCCUCAACCUGGAGGUGCCUUUUUAUGAAUUUCCUGAUGAGGAUACUGUAAUUGUUGGAUGAAGAGACAUUUCCUCUGAAUGACUUUAUUUGUCUUGCCAUAUCCUUAAUAAAUACACAUUUUAAAACAAUCAACAA